This is a messenger RNA of Chanos chanos (milkfish), 1542 nucleotides long. RefSeq names its product solute carrier family 24 member 5 (gene slc24a5). The coding region runs from base 1 to 1542 and encodes 513 amino acids. Gene Ontology annotation, molecular function: calcium channel activity; calcium, potassium:sodium antiporter activity. The transcript is spliced from 9 exons. Gene Ontology annotation, biological process: melanocyte differentiation; intracellular calcium ion homeostasis; calcium ion transmembrane transport. Lineage: Eukaryota; Metazoa; Chordata; Actinopteri; Gonorynchiformes; Chanidae. Gene Ontology annotation, cellular component: trans-Golgi network; membrane. The record is from RefSeq and is a predicted model, not a curated record.
AUGACUAAAGACGCAAUUGCGUGCAAAAGGAAAAAAAGACAUGUUCUAAUUUAUUUAACCGGAAUCAUUAUAAUUUUAUAUUGCUCGGUACACUUAUUAUUCUAUAUUACAAACUUGUCUCAGGACUUAAAUCCGUCAAGAAAACGCAGGGCCGUUGAUAACGACUCUGAAUGCAUACCUCCACAGUCGUCGGAAUUUCCUGAGGGCUUCUUCACAGUGCAGGAGCGAAAAGACGGGGGAAUCAUUAUAUAUUUCAUGAUCAUAUUUUACAUGCUUUUGGCAGUUUCUUUAGUUUGUGACGAGUAUUUCUUACCAUCGCUUGAGGUUAUAAGCGAACGUCUUGGACUUUCACAAGAUGUUGCUGGGGCAACGUUUAUGGCCGCUGGAAGUUCGGCACCAGAACUUGUCACUGCAUUUCUAGGAGUUUUUGUAACAAAAGGGGACAUUGGUGUUAGCACAAUCGUAGGAUCAGCCGUGUACAACCUCCUUGGUAUUUGUGCAGCGUGUGGACUCUUAACCUCGGUGGUUGCACGUCUCACAUGUUGGCCGUUAUUUAGAGACUGCUUGGCUUAUGCUGUCAGUGUCUCUGCUGUAAUUGGCAUUAUCUCUGAUAACAGAGUGUACUGGUACGACGCUGCCUGUCUGUUGCUGGUAUACGGCCUGUACAUCGUGGUGCUUUGCUUUGACAUCCGCAUCAGUGAGUACAUGAUGCGGAGGUUCAGUCCCUGCUGUGCCUGUCUGAGGAAGAGUUCCCAGGAGCAGAGCGAGCAGCAGCCGCUGGUCGGCUGGCACAACGACACCAGUCUUCGGGUCCACCAGCGUUCCCGUGCAGACAGCGGAAUUUUCCAAGAGGACUCUGGAUAUUCUCACCUGUCGCUCAGCCUCCACGGUCUGAAUGAAAUCACGGAAGAGCAGAAAAGCGUGUUCACGAUGCCAGAGAAUGACCUGAAGAGAAUCCUGUGGGUGCUGUCUCUGCCCGUGACCGCUCUGCUCUACGUGACCGUGCCUGACUGCCGUAAGCGUCUGUGGAAAAAAUGCUACAUGAUCACGUUCCUCAUGUCUGCAGUCUGGAUCUCAGCCUUCACCUACGUGCUGGUGUGGAUGGUGACCAUUGUCGGGGAAACUUUGGGGAUUCCAGAUACUGUGAUGGGUCUCACACUUCUAGCUGCAGGAACCAGUAUUCCAGACACGGUGGCCAGUGUUAUGGUGGCCCGAGAAGGCAAGGGAGACAUGGCCAUGUCCAACAUCGUGGGGUCUAACGUCUUCGACAUGCUCUGUCUGGGACUGCCCUGGUUUAUUAAGACCGUGUUUGUGGACACGGACUCGCCGGUGGAGGUCAACAGCACAGGACUGGUUUUCACCUCGUCCACCCUACUUCUGUCCAUCGUCUUCCUGUUCGUGGCCGUGCACGUGAACGGCUGGAAGCUGGACUGGAAGCUCGGCCUUGUCUCACUGUUCUGUUACAUUCUGUUUGCCACGUUAUCCAUCCUGUAUGAACUGGGUAUUAUUGGCAAUAGCCCCAUUAGAUCCUGCAGCGACUGA